AUGUCCGCGAUUUCGCUACAAGCCUUUCGUCCGACCGCGGAGAAGGUGUACCACGUGGACGUGCACCCCACGCUGCCGUGGAUCGUCUCAUCGGACGGCCACGAUAACGUCGUCGUGUGGGACUGGGAACACCGCCAGGUGCUGUACGAGGUGAACGCGGGAGGGGUGGACGAGCGGCGCCUGGUGGACGCCCAGCUACAGCGCAUCGCCGAUGGGGAGGAGCAUGCCAAGACACGGUCGUCAGCAGUGGGAGCAGAGGCCAUUCGAGGAGGAGGAGUGAAGGACGUGAAGUUUUAUGACGACGAUGUUCGCUUCUGGACGGGAGCCAUUGCCCGGGCGGCAGUGGCCGAAUCCCCCACCGUCACGUCUGCCGGCCUCCUCGUGCCGCCCAUCGGCGCCGCCCCGUCCGCGGUGCGCGGGCGGCGGUUCUUGUUUGUAUGCUGCGACAACAAGGCGAUUGUUGCCGACCUCGUGACAAUGAGGACAAAGGACAUUCCCAGCUUCUGCUGGACAACCGCUCUCCGCUUUGUGUGGAGUUUCUACCUCGUUCCAGUGCACUGGGCGAUGGCCCUUUUGCGUGCUUCGGAGGGCCUGAUGGGGCCAUUCGGGUGCUCUCCCUCGCAACCUGGCAGAUAUCGCGCAAGUUCACAGGAGGGCACAAGGGCGCAGUUCACUGCCUGCUGCCCUUCAUGGCCGGCAAUGGGGAA
This is a messenger RNA of Closterium sp. Naga37s-1, 707 nucleotides long. Lineage: Eukaryota; Viridiplantae; Streptophyta; Zygnematophyceae; Desmidiales; Closteriaceae. The record is from the annotation of a GenBank genome assembly.